AUGAUUGCAAGGAAGAAGAAUAUACUGAAGGUCAUAAUCCUAGGUGAUUCCGGAGUUGGUAAGACAUCGUUGAUGCACAGAUAUGUGAACGAUAAGUAUUCUCAACAGUAUAAAGCUACUAUCGGUGCUGACUUUUUGACUAAAGAGGUAGUUUUAGAUGAUGACAAAGUAGUCACAAUGCAAGUGUGGGAUACAGCAGGGCAAGAACGUUUCCAGUCCCUUGGUGUUGCUUUCUACCGUGGUGCAGACUGUUGUGUACUAGUCUAUGAUGUGACGAAUGCGAAGUCUUUCGAAAAUAUAAAGUCCUGGAAGGAUGAGUUUUUGGUUCAUGCUAAUAUAUCCUCACCGGAGUCUUUCCCUUUCGUGAUCCUAGGUAACAAAGUAGAUAUUGAAGACUCUAAGAAAGUGGUGAGUGAGAAAGCAGGUCAGGAACUCGCAAAGUCACUUGGAGAUGUACCUCUCUUUUUAACAAGUGCCAAGAGUGCCAUAAAUGUGGAUACCGCUUUUGAAGAAAUAGCAAAGAGUGCAUUACAACAGAAUCAAAACGACGCACAUGCAUUUGAAGAUGAUUUCAACGAUGCCAUUAACAUUCAAUUAGAAGGCGAAAGUAAUUCAUGUAGUUGUUGA
Molecule: messenger RNA, 627 nt
Organism: Nakaseomyces glabratus
Lineage: Eukaryota; Fungi; Ascomycota; Saccharomycetes; Saccharomycetales; Saccharomycetaceae
Gene: YPT7
Product: Rab family GTPase YPT7
Biological process (GO): regulation of vacuole fusion, non-autophagic
Cellular component (GO): vacuole; phagocytic vesicle; fungal-type vacuole membrane
Molecular function (GO): GTP binding; GTPase activity
Source: RefSeq, a predicted model, not a curated record